This is a messenger RNA of Adineta steineri, 858 nucleotides long. The record is from the annotation of a GenBank genome assembly. NCBI's taxonomy places the organism in Eukaryota, Metazoa, Rotifera, Eurotatoria, Adinetida, Adinetidae.
AUGAAAGGAUGGGUAAUCUGUCUUGUAUCUACUCUCGGAUUUAUUGGUUUGGUUAUGGCAAUAACAGGUGGUAUUAUAUUUGGUAUAAAUCGUCCCAAAGAAAUUAAUCUCGUCGAGAGUUCAUGCCAGGUAAUCGAUGCGGAAGUAAUUCCACACCCAUUUGAUAAACCUACCCGUUAUGCACCUGUAUGGACUGUUGAAUACAAUGAUGACAGAAUUAUAAUGAGCAGUAACCAAACCAUAGCUCGAAUCACAGGAUCAAAUUAUGACAAAUACCAUUACGCAUUGAAUAAACUCAUGACGCAUCCUGUAAGUCAACAAGAGUCCUAUCCAAUGUGGAAGGUAUUUUGUAGUGGAAGACCUGUCUAUCGUGGUCGUCUUGAUUCAAUCGUUACUCCCGGUGAACCAGCUGGUCAUGUACAUAAAGUAAUGGGUGGUAGUCAUUUUAGUGCUGGAGUUAAAGGUCAAUCCUAUCUUGAUUUGUAUGAAAUAACAAAAGCGGCUGAAUGUACAACAUGCUCUAUUCAUACUAUUGAUAAUAGUAAUUAUUGGCAUCCAGAAUUAUAUUAUCAAUGGCCUAAUGGAACAUUUUCUUUGGUACCUGAUGGUGGUCUCACUGUUUAUUAUAUUGCUCGAACUGGUAAUGUUGGUGGUGCUCAAUAUUUGAAUCCAAAUUGGCAACCAUUUCCUAAAGGUCUUCGUAUGAUUGCUGGUGAUCCUUGGAGACGAACAUAUGAUAAAUCAAAUGUUACACACAAUGCCAUAAGUUUCGUUUGUUUGACAGAAUCAGGUAUGCCUAAGGCUCCUCAAACAAAUGGUUUUCAAACGGAUAAACAUUUUUGUAAAAAUGGUUUUUGA